Messenger RNA from Cuscuta campestris, 750 nucleotides. Lineage: Eukaryota; Viridiplantae; Streptophyta; Magnoliopsida; Solanales; Convolvulaceae. The record is from the annotation of a GenBank genome assembly.
GGCAGAGCCUCGGAAAAGCUAAGAAACUGUGUAGGUAGGUAGAAGCAAAGAAAGAAAGAAGGGAGAGCAUAAAUAGAAGAGAAAUGGGAAGAGUGAAGCUGGAGAUUAAGAAAAUAGAGAAUACAACUAAUCGGCAAGUCACUUAUUCCAAACGGAGAAACGGUCUGAUUAAGAAAGCUUAUGAGCUUUCUGUUCUCUGUGAAAUUGAUGUCGCCCUCAUCAUGUUUUCCCCUUCUGGCAAACCGAGCGUUUUCUCCAGUAACAAUAAAAGAGUUGAUUCACAGUCCCAAAUCUUCAACUUUCUUGAUUCCAAUGCCAUGGAUGCAAGAGGAGGGGGGAGCGUGGAGGGCAUGGGGAUGACGAUGACGAUGAUGAUGCCGCAGCUUCAUCACAUGCAAAACGGCGAUGAGCUAAUGUUAGGGGGCGGCGGUGGUGAUCCGAAUCACGUGAUCGGUGGUAGCACCUCUGCCGGCGGUGGUAGGAUUCCUCAUGUUGAUGACGCGCCCUGGACCCCACCUCACCAUUCCGCCCCACCCCAGCCCCAACCAGGUGCAGACGACGACGUUUCAUUAUUCCCAUCGACAACAUAUCAAAGGGAACGAGCAAUCCUAGAGGCAUUCAUUUCUCAGCUCACAACCCCACCACUUACCCAGCCAGAUGAUCUUAUCUGAUGACGAUGUUGAUAACAUUUAUGUUCUGGUGGAGUAUUAUCAAUCUUGUAUGUAGUAAAAGUAAAUCAGCAUUAAUUCU